Molecule: messenger RNA, 2591 nt
Organism: Marmota monax (woodchuck)
Lineage: Eukaryota; Metazoa; Chordata; Mammalia; Rodentia; Sciuridae
Gene: Tmem62
Product: transmembrane protein 62
Exons: 14
Coding region: 222-2153 (643 amino acids)
Molecular function (GO): hydrolase activity
Source: RefSeq, a predicted model, not a curated record
AACGGAGACCCGAAACACUCGCGUCAAGAGAGGGGAAGGCGCAGGGAUAACCUGACCAGCACUGCGCCCUAGGACGGACAUCAGGAUCUGGCCCCGCGACCAUAGAGUCCGGAAGUGAGGACAGAGCGGCGCCAGGCGGUGGCGAGGGUGGGGGUGGGCGCAGGAGCGCCGCCCAGAGCUUCCCAGGACCGGGGAAGGCUGCGCCCCAGCUGGCUGGCGGGAUGGCAAUAGCGCUGGCCUUAAAGGUGUUCGCGGGGCUGUUGGCAGCGGCUCUGGCGGCCCUGCUUUUGGAGCACUAUGGCCUGACUGGGCAGUCCUCUUCACUGCCCCAGCCCCGCAAUCCUCAGAGGCCGCACCCGGCGCCGGGCCCUGGAGACAGCAACAUUUUCUGGGGCCUGCAGAUAUCCGACAUUCACGUGAGCAGGUUUCGUGAUCCAAGCAGAGCAGUAGACUUAGAGAAGUUCUGUUCUGAAACUAUUGACAUCAUUCAACCAGCUCUCGUCUUAGCAACAGGAGACCUGACAGAUGCCAAAACAAAGGAACAGUUGGGAUCCAGGCAGCAGGAGGUAGAAUGGCAAACUUACCAGAGUAUUCUGAAGAAGACAAGAGUCAUGGAAAAAACCAAGUGGCUGGAUAUCAAAGGAAAUCAUGAUGCAUACAACAUUCCAAGUCUGGAGAGCGUCAAGAAUUAUUACAGGAAGUAUUCUGCUGUACAUAGGGAUGGCUCUUUUCAUUAUGUUCACAAUACUCCCUUUGGCAACUACUCUUUCAUCUCUGUGGAUGCUACCCAAAAUCCAGGGCCUAAGAGACCUUUUAAUUUCUUUGGAAUUUUAGAUGAGAAACAGAUGAAGGAACUCUUAUUAUUGGCCAAGGAAAGUAAAGAGAGCAACCAUACAAUUUGGUUUGGACACUUUACAACAUCCACUAUCCUUUCUCCAUCACCAGGAAUCCGGUCAAUCAUGAGUUCGGCUACAGCUUAUUUGUGUGGGCACCUCCAUACACUUGGUGGACUCAUGCCUAUUCUGCACACUCGUCACUUCCAGGGCACUUUGGAACUUGAGGUAGGAGACUGGAAAGAUAAUAGAAGGUAUCGAAUCUUUGCUUUUGAUCAUGACCUUUUUAGCUUUGAAGAUUUGAUCUUUGGAAACUGGCCUGUGAUUCUUAUUACCAAUCCUAAAUCACUCCUCUAUAGUUGUGAUAAACAUGAACCUCUAGAAAGAAUCCUUCACUCAACACACAUCAGAGUCUUGGCCUUUUCCUUAUCCUCUAUUACUUCUGUCACCAUUAAGAUUGAUGGAGUUAAUUUAGGACAGGCUAUUCAUUUGUCUGGUCCUAUUUUUAUACUGAAGUGGAACCCCAGAAACUACAGUAAUGGAACACAUAACAUAGAAGCAAUUGUCCAGGAUUCUGCUGGAAGAAGUACGAGUGUUCACCACAUAUUUUCUGUUCAAGAGAAUAUUCAUCUCACAUUUAAUCCCCUGGCAUCAUUUAUUCUCCUUACUGACCACUGCAUGGUGGCCCGGGUCCUUUUUGUGCUGAUUGUGCUGAUCCAACUCUUCAUUCUCAUUACUUUUAGGUACCUAGAAUACCCAGAUCUUAAAGAACCUCCAAGAUUUAUAAAUUUGAUAUCAUUUUCCCUUCACCUCUUGAGCAAAAUAAACAUCUUCUACUAUUCUAUGUUGUUGAUGACCCUGUAUGUAGUGCUUGGACCAUGGUUUUUUGGCGAAAUUAUUGAUGGCAAAUUGGGUUUCUGCUUUUCCUUUGGGAUAUUUGUUAAUGGACAUUUCCUACAAGGUGGUGCAACAUUUGUAGCUGGAAUUUUCCAGGUGGUGUUUUUCAACAUUCCCUUGAUGGCUUACCUUUGUUGGAGCUUGUUGCAGAGGUGCUUUGGUCACAACUUCAAGUCUCAUCUCCAUCAAGGAAAAUACUUGAAAAUUAUACCUGUUCACCUACUUAUGCUACUGCUGUAUAUCUGGCAGAUUUAUUCCUGCUACUUUCUUCAUGUGACACAGGGCACGCUAGCUCUUUUAUUCUCCCCUUUGCGGACCUGGUUGACAUUGCUGACACCAGUACUCAUUCGUUGUGUGUGGACACUGAACUCCACCAAGUUUGGAACCUUCAUGUUGCAGUUAAAAAGCCACCUGAGCUCCUGAAAUGCAUGUCCCAUCACUGCCAGCUGGGCAGAAGUUCAGUCUCUGCAUCUGUAACCCUGGUCUCUGCCCGUACUAGGUGGAAAGCAGAUGUCAGUGGAUGAGCUUCAGAGAGCUGCUGCUUCUUGGACACGUGAAUGUUGGAGGGAUCACUCACUACUGAUUCCUGGAGAGUGGACUGAAAACGAGUCUAAAUAAUGACUUGAUUUCUUUCUUUCCUAAGGAGGCAAAGAGAAAGCCCUAAACAAGGAGACCCACAGGGUAGGGGCUGGGUGUGUGUAUGGGAGUAUCUCAGGAGGCCCAGCAUUUUGGGGGGUUACCCCAUGUAAAAGCAUCCAGCGCCACACAUAGGGUUAUGGGCUCUCUGCUUCCUUAGUCGGGAGUGUUUCAGCUAAUCAAAUAAAUGAAUGAAUGAAGAAUAAGAUACACAACGAACCUGAA